This is a messenger RNA of Guillardia theta CCMP2712, 837 nucleotides long. RefSeq lists its product as hypothetical. The transcript is spliced from 4 exons. Bases 1 to 837 code for a protein of 278 amino acids. Gene Ontology annotation, cellular component: cytoplasm. The record is from RefSeq and is a predicted model, not a curated record. NCBI's taxonomy places the organism in Eukaryota, Cryptophyceae, Pyrenomonadales, Geminigeraceae. Gene Ontology annotation, molecular function: ATP binding; protein serine/threonine kinase activity. Gene Ontology annotation, biological process: intracellular signal transduction; protein phosphorylation.
AUGUCGAGCGCCGCAACAGACAAGAGGGAGGAAGGAGACACAAAGAACAUCGGGUUCUACGACCUGGGGAAGGUGAUCGGGGCAGGAGCAUACUCCAAGGUCAGGCUCGCUACCCAUGUGUCAACGAAUCAGGUCUUUGCUGUCAAGAUUGUGGACAAGUCGAGGAUCCACAACGUGAAGGACCUGGAGAGGGUUUUGCGGGAGAUGCAUGUGCUGAAGAACAUCUCCCACCCUAACAUCAUAUCAAUGCACGAGUGCAUCGAGAGAGGAACGAAGCUCUUUCUUGUCCUCGACUUUGCGAGUGGGGGAGAGCUGUACAACUAUGUCGUCUCCAAGGGGAAGCUACAAGAGCUGGAGGCCCGGCAGUUCUUCACCCAGAUCAUGAGCGGGGUUGACUUCUGCCAUCGGCAGGAGAUCUCACACCGCGAUCUGAAGCCUGAGAACAUCUUGCUGGUAGAGCAGGACUUUGGCAAGUACGUCUGCAAGAUUGCCGACUUUGGGCUGAGCAAUGACAUCAAACCCGGAGAGCUUCUCAAGACCAUCUGUGGUACCCCAUGUUACGCUGCACCGGAAAUCAUCAUGGGCCAGAAGUACGAUGGAAUAGCGAUAGACCUGUGGAGUCUGGGAGCGACUCUCUACACCCUCGUCGUCGGGAGGUGUCCCUUCAGAGCAGACAACCAACCAGAGCUGUUCAACAAGAUACAGAAAGGAAUAUACAGCAUCCCAUCCUCCUGCUCCCCAGAGGUCUCGGACUUGAUCCGAGGUUUCAUGAAGAUCGACUCCAAGAAGCGCAUCCACAUCAGCAAGGUGAGCAGGUCCAGAGCUGCCCGACGAUGA